This is a messenger RNA of Python bivittatus (Burmese python), 2314 nucleotides long. Lineage: Eukaryota; Metazoa; Chordata; Lepidosauria; Squamata; Pythonidae. The record is from RefSeq and is a predicted model, not a curated record.
CCUUUACUCCCUCUAGUGCCUAUGUCUAGCAUUGGUCAAGCCAAAUCAAGAUUUUGCAGCCUGCUUUCCAAGAAAGGCACCCAUAAGUGACUGACCUAUGAGAUGGCAGAGAAUGGAAGAAGUUGUGACUUGAGGCGCAUCGCGAUGAGCAAAGAACACCACAAUGGAAGCUUUCUAGGCAUGGCAGAGUCCUCUUUGUCCAGUGAACAAAGGCGGAAAGAGCAAGAAGCACGUCAGAGUAUCGUCCUCUGGGGAAAACCAGUUGUUACCUUGCAGUAUUUUUUCCUGGAAACAUUAAUAAAUGCAAAAGAAUGGACCAUAAAAUUGUGGCAUCGCCGAAGGAUACUGGUAUCUCUUUUACUACUGCUUGCCGUUCUUACAUCUACGUAUUAUAUCGAGGGAGCACAUCAACAGUACGUGCAGUAUAUGGAGAAAAAGUUUUUAUGGUGUGCCUACUGGGCGGGGUUAGGCAUCUUGUCCUCAGUGGGACUUGGAACAGGUCUUCACACCUUUCUGCUCUACUUGGGCCCACAUAUAGCAUCUGUGACGCUGGCUGCUUACGAAUGCAACUCUGUGAAUUUCCCCGAACCACCCUAUCCUGACCAGAUUAUCUGCCCGAACAAAGAGGGAGUCGAAGGAUCAAUUUCGUUAUGGACCAUCAUGUCCAAAGUCAGGCUGGAAGCCUGCAUGUGGGGUGCUGGGACAGCCAUCGGGGAGCUGCCUCCCUACUUCAUGGCCCGGGCAGCCCGACUGUCCGGAGCCGAGCCGGAUGAUGAGGAGUACCAGGAGUUUGAAGAGAUGCUAGAGCACGCGGAGGCCGCACAAGACUUUGCCUCUCGUGCUAAACUGGCAAUCCAGAACCUGGUGCAGAAAGUCGGGUUUUUCGGCAUCCUGGCAUGUGCUUCAAUUCCGAAUCCUCUCUUCGAUUUGGCAGGAAUAACAUGCGGACACUUCCUCGUUCCCUUUUGGACUUUCUUUGGAGCCACCCUGAUUGGAAAAGCAAUAAUCAAAAUGCACAUCCAGAAACUUUUUGUGAUAAUCACCUUCAGCAGACACAUAGUGGAACAGAUGGUCUCCUUAAUUGGCUCUGUGCCCAGCAUCGGUGCGUUGCUCCAAAAGCCUUUUCAAGAGUACUUGGAAGCUCAGCGGAUAAAGCUGCGUAGCAGAGCCAACGAAGCACCCCAGGGUGAAAACUGGCUCUCGUGGAUGUUUGAAAAAUUGGUUAUAGUCAUGGUGUGCUACUUUGUCUUAUCCAUUAUUAACUCCACGGCCCAAAGUUACGCCAAGCGUCUCCAGCAACAUAUGCACUCUGAGGAGAAAACUAAAUGAGCUGGAGUGGGAAAGGGAGUGAUGGACCCCAAAUUCCACUGGAAUAACCAGCCUUGCAUUUAAAAAAAAUAAUACUAAUUUGCAAAGGAGGGACAGGGGUUCGGGGUGGGGUGGGGGUGGAAUCUUUUGUUUUUGGAAUACUGCUCUUUUUUAAAGUAACUCUGCCAUUAGUAACGAGUUCUCAUGGACCACCGUCUCUACGUUAAAGGUAAUAGAUGUACCCUUCUUUAAAUUUAAAUUAAUUUCUUGAUUUAUGCUUUCCCACUUCCAAAAGCACUACGUGGCUGGGUUGAUUUUUUUUUUCUUUACUUUUUCUUAUUUUUAAAGAAAAGUACCUUGCCCUCCGUAACUUUUAGUGCUACUGGCCAUGACGUUUAAUGUUCAAGAUGGACCACUCUGUCCCUGGGGGGUGCAAAACCAUCCUAGUCUUAAUCUGACUAGUCUUAGAUUUACUAGCUGCGGGCGUGGCCCUUUGAAGAACAUCUGGAAAUUCCCCAUUUCAUGUUCAUGGAGAGGUUGCUGGGGGGGUGUCAUCUAAUUCUUCUUUUCUUUGGGCCUAUUUAGAAGGGCAUUAAGUUACCAUCUCAGAUCAUUCCAGACCUCCCUGUUUUGGUCUUUUAAAACUAUCCCCAGUCCUUCCCCUUUUUGUGUUUUUGUUAACCCCCCUCCCUUUUUUUUAGUUCCCCUGCACCAUCUACCAGCCCCUGUUGUUGUCGAAUGCUCGCUAUGCUCCUUUGGAGCUUUUAGUUCUUGGAUUUUCCCAAGAACUCCUUGCUCAGAUAAAGGAAAUAGAAAGUGUGGACCUUGACACUGUUCAGUUAUUUUUAUUUAUUUAACUGACACGUAGCCCAAUACCCAGGGUAUUCUUGUGUUGAAUUUUUUAAUGGUUAACUCUUGCAGUGUUUCCAGAGCGCUAUUAGGAAAUGCACAAGAAGGUGGUUUGUAAGGUACAGGAAAGGUAACUGGAAUAAACAUUCAAAGAUAC